Actinia tenebrosa (Australian red waratah sea anemone) is the source of this 720-nucleotide messenger RNA. Its product is annotated as beta-4C adrenergic receptor-like. Gene Ontology annotation, molecular function: G protein-coupled receptor activity. Gene Ontology annotation, biological process: G protein-coupled receptor signaling pathway. NCBI's taxonomy places the organism in Eukaryota, Metazoa, Cnidaria, Anthozoa, Actiniaria, Actiniidae. Gene Ontology annotation, cellular component: plasma membrane. The record is from RefSeq and is a predicted model, not a curated record.
AUGUGGUAUUUAUGGUUUUUUGUCCUUGAAUCAGUUGUCAUAGUAAUAGGAAAUGUUACUGUCUUGGUUGCCUUUACUCGUACACCCGCACUGCGCAAGCGCAAGCAUUUCCUACUGGUGAGUCUGGCGGAGGCUGAUCUCUUCGUGGGAGUUACCUCGGUGCCAAUGUAUCUAACAUUGUCCUUACUGAAACAUACAAGUAUCACAACAACUAUAUUGGAUAUCCAAGAUAUUUUAUUUGCAGUGGCAUCGUUGUUUGGUUUGGCAGCCGUGGCCAUUGAACGAGCGUAUGCCGUAUAUUUCCCGUUCAAACACCUUACACUUAGGAAAAGCGCGUACAUGAUCAGUAUAGCAGUGAUAUGGAUGAUGGCGGCCUUUYUUGCAGUUUUUAUUUCAUUUCUUCGCGGACCAUUAAUGAUUUGUGCCGUAACUGUGCCAAUUUUAGGGUCUCUUGCCGUUCUCAUUAACUCAUAUUUUCUUAUAUGGGUUAAGAUAAAUUGCAUGACAAGUGUACAAGAUCACCCAAUCCACGAACGUGACAAGAGGCUGACGGUCACGCUUUUGAUUAUCACGGUCAUCAGCUCGAUCGCUUGGUUUCCCUUUCAAGCUCUUAUAGGUUAUGCAAGUCUUUGUCGAAAAUGUCACUAUAGCCGUCACAUCGUGUAUGGAUCUAAAUUCCAUCAUUAAAGCAACUCCCUCGUUAAUCCUAUCAUAUACGCA